AUGCGAAACAGUCGGGCUUCAGCCCAACACUAUGCUUACGGCACGGUAGCACAAAGACAGUUCCUCAUCUCUGUUGCCUGGCCUACGAAGUUGGUCAUGAUCAGGCCGGCCGAAGCAUCGAUACGCGACUCACCUACGAAUAAGAACCUCAGUCGCUCGCAAGAAGUUCAGAGAUUAUCAAUGAUGCAAUUUCACGAGGAGGCCCUUCAGUCUUUGCAGAUUCUCUGUCUGGAUCUGAGCGAUAUCAAAACUUUUACGACGCAAUUCACCGAGGACGGCAAAGAUGUUUCUGUCACUGUAAACGUCACAGCUCAGACCAUAGUUACAAAGGCUGGUCUGGCUCUCUCAGGUGUGACAGACUAUGAUGGGGACGUCGACACGGAUGCGUUAAAUCUUAUCAACUUCAACGGGUGUAGGGCGUGGCAGCCUCCUAUCAUCUAUUCGGGGUGGUAUCAAGCGUACAAGAUUAUGAAUCAAAACAAAGAUGGUGUCACUGAUUGGCUGCAUGUCCGAUGUGACGAUCCUGACAAAAAGUGCCCAUGUCCGGAUGGAUCAGAAACUUAUGCUUUGACCGUCAACAAAGACAAGGACUCUGGUAUCGCGAGAAUCAACUUUUGUCCUGCUUAUUUCACAAUGCCAACUCUGAACCAAGCACUCCUCCAUGGGAAAACCAAUCCACCAGAGCUUGCCCUUGAUUUGACUCAGUAUUCUAAAAAUCAAGACUGGGUUUCCAAAGCACGAUCAUAUGGCAGCAAUCAACACAUCACCGACAUGAACCUUCGAUUUCAGGACAUCGGCGGGCAGGCGUGGGAAUCGAAAGCAUACAAUCCCCUCAAGGCGAAAAUACUCGCCCGCUAUCCAUACAGAACCGGUGAAUGUGAGCGAACUCCCCUCACUCUCUUAAUGCAGCUGACGUCUAACUCCUCCGCAGAUGUAUGGCAGAACGCUGACAACAUGAACAUGUACGGACUUGCGAAAUAUGUGCAGAAACAGCUCGGCAACGUCUAUCCAGCCUUCCCCGCCGUCACAGAAGAGAACCUCAGAGCACCAUGGAAAGACGUAGUGCGGACUCAAGACGACGGCAAAGACGUCAAAUGGAACUCGAGCAACCCGGUAUUCAAAGCGCUGGAUGCGCGUAGUGGGGAUGGCGUGUCAGGAUGCAACGACGACCUUGACGGAGCACAAGUAGUCCUGACCAUGUCGGCCCUCAUGCCGGACACGUCCUAUCCCGCUGCGUAUCAGUCGCAGUUGAAAGCCUGGGCUUCAUCGCAAGGAACAUACGUGCCUCCAGCAUCCAUCACAUCCACAGUAGAGCGGGCGCAAACACCCACGGGGCUAUGGCCAGCAUGUCUACUAACCGCCUCGUAA
Bacidia gigantensis is the source of this 1368-nucleotide messenger RNA. RefSeq lists its product as uncharacterized. Bases 1 to 1368 code for a protein of 455 amino acids. NCBI's taxonomy places the organism in Eukaryota, Fungi, Ascomycota, Lecanoromycetes, Lecanorales, Ramalinaceae. The record is from RefSeq and is a predicted model, not a curated record. The transcript has 5 exons.